Messenger RNA from Paraglomus brasilianum, 1380 nucleotides. The record is from the annotation of a GenBank genome assembly. Lineage: Eukaryota; Fungi; Glomeromycota; Glomeromycetes; Paraglomerales; Paraglomeraceae.
AUGAAUUUUGAAAAGCAUAUCUUGAAGUACCUAGAUGUUACUGAUUAUACAGAAUGGAGUUUGCUAGGACUCCUAGAGUAUUUGGCAGGAAAAGUGAGCUACUCAAGUGCAAGCUUAGAAGAUAUUAUUGACAAUUUCACAGUUGUUCUGCAAGCUAGAUCUACAAACAAAGCCUACCUUAGAUCGGCACAAAAAAAAGCUGAAAGACUCUAUAUAGGGUUGGAUUCAACGAGAACUCGACCAGAAAUUCUACAAUUUCUUAAAGUUUUAGAUUUGGAGCAUGCUGAAAACCUGUACAGCAUGGAUGUUGAACUCGGCGUCGUCUCAAAUAAAUCCGCCCUGUCUAUUAAGAAGAAAUCGAAGUCUCCUCUUGAAAGCGAUCAGGCAACACCAAUUAGAGAUGCACCCUCUCUAGUAACGUCUUCUGCAAGCAACUCGGUCGCUGCCUUAAUUGAUUCAAGGAGUCCUGAAAAGAGGAAGCGUGAAGAAGAUAAUGAAAUUGCAAUGGAUAUUUUUAGCAAUGAAGUUGAAUGUUCAGACACAAUGCGAGACAUUUGUUCUGAGCAUACAAAAUACUACCCUGACGACGACGUUAUUGAUCUACGGCCAAAAUCGACAUUCUCCAAGCGACUAUCAAGCCGAAUCAUCGAAAAAUAUGUUGUGGAAAUCGAGGAGAAAACGGAGAGUCUGAUUCCCGAAAAUGUGCAUAAUUUUCUCACAGAAUUCUUUUCUCAAGAUUUAACUGGCGCAGAAUGGCAGCAAAGAAUCGAUGAUUUACGAUCACCCGACGACAGCGAUACAUUAAUGGUUGCAACAAUGCGAAUUCUACGGCGGACGUUGCCGCAAUUUGUGAAAGCAUUCUCUCUUGGCGCUUUCAAUCCUCUGCUGAGUGUCCACUAUGAGUUUGGCGAGAUUCCGUCUAAAAAUCACGUCAAUCGCGAAUGUGCAGAUGGCGUCGGAUUUAUGACAAGUGCGGACAAAUUUCAGCUUGUCUAUGUUGAAGGAUCUAGGCCAACAGCCAAAGACACCAAAGAAAUUGCAGACGCCAGAAAAGUAGCAAGAAAUUUGCAAAACAUGUUCUCAGAAAUUGUUAAAACUACGAUAAAUAACCGACGGCGCCUUCCAGCGGAUAUGUCUGUCUUUGGCGGCCAAAGCUUUGAACUGAGGAUAUAUCUUCAUUUCUUGGACUAUUGUGGCAAACCCCGCUUAAACGAGGUCGAUAACGCAAAUGUUCCACGUGAUUUUUCGGAGAUGCUAGACUUUGUCUCGUAUUACGAAUCUGAUGAUCAAAAACGUCACGAAUUCUUUCAAGAAGAUCAGAACGGAGAAAAGACCAUCGAGACUAUCGUACGUAAAAAGCAUCCGCCUUCUGGAAGAUGA